This is a messenger RNA of Phalaenopsis equestris, 922 nucleotides long. Its product is annotated as RHOMBOID-like protein 2. The coding region runs from base 1 to 813 and encodes 270 amino acids. Gene Ontology annotation, cellular component: membrane. The record is from RefSeq and is a predicted model, not a curated record. Gene Ontology annotation, biological process: proteolysis. NCBI's taxonomy places the organism in Eukaryota, Viridiplantae, Streptophyta, Magnoliopsida, Asparagales, Orchidaceae. Gene Ontology annotation, molecular function: serine-type endopeptidase activity. The transcript is spliced from 5 exons.
AUGGUGCUGCCGCCGUACUUCUACAAUGUGCCGGAGAUGGAGGAGAGAAAAUGGAGGGCGUGGUUUGUGCCUUUGAUUGUGUUUUGCAAUGUGAUGGUGAUGAUGGUGGAGAUGUUUGUUAAUGAGUGUCCUGUUCAUGGUGGGGGAAGAAGAAGCUGUGUUGCUGGAUUUCUAGGGCGGUUUUCUUUCCAGCCUAUUAGAGAAAAUCCUCUGCUUGGACCUUCAUCACUCACAUUGGAGAAAGUUGGAGCUCUUCAAUGGGAAAAAAUAGUGCAUCAGCAUCAAUGGUGGAGGCUGCUUGUUUCCAUGUGGUUGCAUGCUGGCCUCAUUCAUUUGCUUGUAGACAUAUUAAGUCUGAUAUUCAUUGGCAUUCGCCUCGAGCAACACUUUGGCUUUGUGAGGAUUGGCACAAUUUAUCUCAUCUCAGGAGUAUAUGGCAAUGUGCUUUCAUCUCUUUUUAUAACAAAAGGCAUCUCAGUUGGACCCUCUGGUGCUCUUUUUGGACUUCUUGGAGCAAUGUUUUCAGAACUCAUCACAAAUUGGACCAUCUAUUCUAACAGAGCUGCAGCUAUAUCAACUCUACUGUUAAUUAUAAUCAUAAAUCUGGUGAUUGGAAUAUUGCCACUAGUGAACAAUUUUGCGCACAUUGGUGGAUUUAUAGCAGGUUUUCUUCUGGGAUUUGUUCUUCUAAUGAGGCCUCAAUUUGGUUGGAUUGAGAGGCACAGUCUUCUUCAAUGCCAAUCCACAUCAAAAUACAAGCUUUAUCAGCUUGUGCUUUGGGUUACAGCAAUCAUUUCUCUUCUUGUUGGGUGAGUUGUUAGUUUUGUGAUACUAUUCAAAGGAGUGGAUGGUGGUGAGGGGUGUCAUUGGUGUAGUUAUAUGAACUGUGUUCCUACAUCAAAAUGGUCCUGCGAGAAUUGAA